This is a messenger RNA of Gossypium raimondii (Peruvian cotton), 2490 nucleotides long. RefSeq lists its product as uncharacterized. The record is from RefSeq and is a predicted model, not a curated record. Bases 22 to 2145 code for a protein of 707 amino acids. The transcript has a single exon. Lineage: Eukaryota; Viridiplantae; Streptophyta; Magnoliopsida; Malvales; Malvaceae.
CAAACAAACAAAAACACAAAGAUGAGCCUUCUACAUUUUAGCCAUGAGCAUCCACUGGUGUCUAUUGAAAGCCAUAGCCACGAAAUUGAAAAGGUGUAUUGCUCAGGAUGUGGGGAAUUAGUGUCAGGUUCGAGCUUUGGUUGUGUGAAGUGUGGGUUUUACCUACACAGGCAGUGUACUGAGGCACCUGCUGAGAUGAAUCACCCUUUCCAUCGCAACCACAACCUUAAUCUUCUUACAAGGAAUCCAUACGGGGGUAGAUGUAUCUGCGAUUUCUGCGGAAAAACCUGUGAGAAUUUUGUUUAUCAUUGUUCUUGCAAUUUAGACUUUCAUAUCAAAUGUGCAUUAUUUUCUCAUAGCAUUGGUGAGAAAAGAAAUGCAGAGUUUCAAGACAUUCCCCGUAUAGAUCCAUCGAUCAAGACAGGAAAUGUUACUGAAGAACUCAAAAAAGCUGAAUGUUUUGCUUGUUGGAAACCAUUAUUAGAUUCUGUAUACUUUUCUCCUAAUUAUGGCUUUUACCUACAUGCAAAAUGUGUUGAUCUACCAGCAGAAAUCAAUCAUCUUUUCCACCAAGAACAUCCUCUCUUUUUACAAUUCAACAGUCAAAGGCUGUUUUGCAAGAUUGGUCAAAAACCCCAACGUCGGGGAUUUGUUUAUUGUUGUUCACCAUGCAAAUUUGUUCUUCAUAUCCAAUGUGCCACAAUACCUACCAAAAUCAAUCAGCCUUUCCAUCGCAAACAUCCUCUUAUUCUUCAAAAUGUCAAUGAAUGUCUUCCUUGCCAAAUAUGCCAAGAUACCACCGAACUUAAUGAUAUCGUGUAUUUUUGUUCAAUUUGCAAGUUUGUUCUUCACGGUUGUUGUGUGUCAUCCCCACAUAUCAUAGAAGAUAAACUUCAUCAUGAGCAUCCAUUCAUCUUAUUUCAGAGACAAGUCUCAUUUUGUGAUGCUUGUGGCACUAUAGGGAAUUAUGUUCCUUAUAUUUGUUCUACAUGCAAUCUUGCGGUCCAUAAAAAAUGCAUUUCAGUGCCACGUAUCAUCAAAUUCUAUCGGCACCAGCACAACAUUUCCCACACAUAUUUCAUUGAACAACGUGAACAUGAAACUUGGGAAUGUAGAUUUUGCUUCGAGGAGGUGAACACUGAGCAUGGAAGUUACUUUUGUUCUAAAUGCAAUUUCAUUGUCCAUGUAAAUUGUGCAACAAAAAACCCUCUUCACUAUUAUGAGGUUGACUCAAUAGAAACGAUGGACUCAGAGGAACCUGUUGAUUUGAGAGAAAUUGUGACAGCCACGUGGAUUAAACAUUCAUGGCAUCAACAUAUCUUAACAUUGAGUGGAGACAUCCAAGAUUUUAAACAAUGUGACGGUUGCCUUCUACCCAUCGUUACUUCUUAUUAUUGUUGCUCACAGUGUGACUUCUUUCUCCACAAAAUUUGUGCUGAAUUACCUGUAAAGAAGCAUUUUUGGUUUCACUAUUGCCAAAGGCUUCUUAAACUUACUUCUGGUUGCAUUUUUCAAUGUGAUAUUUGCGGCUAUUUAACUAGCGGCUUCGCCUAUAUCUGUGAUAAAUGCGAAGGGAGGUUAUGUUUGCGAUGUUCUUUGGUUUCUGAUAUGUCCAGAUCCCAAGGACAUGAACAUCGCAUCUAUCCAUUUCUUAGCGAGCAUGCAGAUCAGGUGUGCAGUGCUUGUGAUAAGUCUACGUAUUUCACAUUCAAAUGUAAGCAUUGCAGUUUUAAUUUGCAUCUCAACUGUCUUACAUUGCCGCUUACAGCUCAACACAGAUCUGAGGUACAUCCUUUCACACUUACUUAUCAUGAUGAUAAUGAUAAUUAUUCAGAAAGUCAUUAUUGCGAUAUUUGUGAGAAAGAAAGGAACCCAAAACACUGGUUGUACCAUUGUUCAGCUUGUAACACUUCAGCUCAUACCAAAUGUGUUCUCGGAGAAUACUCAUUUAUCAAGUCUGGGACCAUUUACACAGAUCAUCCACAUCCUCUCACUUGUGUCAAAAGAGUUCAAUAUUAUCCAGAAUGCCAAAUCUGUGGUAAGCUUUGCCUUGAUCUGUCCCUUGAAUGUAAGACAAUUGGAUGCAGUUAUAUUGUUCAUUGGGAGUGUAAACGAGGCAAAAGGGGUUUGCAUAUAGCACAAUAAAUGUUGCUAUGGUUGGUUGUUUUAGAACUAUAUUUCAAUUAUUCUCUAUAAUUAUGGCGUGUCAUUGUUUGAAUUAUUAUUUAGAAUAUCAAUGGUUCUGGCUUGAUCUAUAUAUGUAUACUAUAGUAUGUAACUUGCAUUCGAUUUAUGAUAUUUCUUACACAUAUAUAUUUGAAGAUUCCAGGCUUCUCUAUUUUUCAGAUCAACGAAUUGAUUUGCGAUCAUCUGAAUUGAUUUCUGCCACGUACGAAAUGUACGUAUAUUGAACAACAUCAACAUUAACAAUAUCUUGUUUUUGGUCUUUCAAUUCUCUAUGUUUUGAGAAACCAAGAAAAACACCUACAA